Molecule: messenger RNA, 6262 nt
Organism: Condylura cristata (star-nosed mole)
Lineage: Eukaryota; Metazoa; Chordata; Mammalia; Eulipotyphla; Talpidae
Gene: GRIN2A
Product: glutamate receptor, ionotropic, N-methyl D-aspartate 2A
Exons: 14
Coding region: 309-4694 (1461 amino acids)
Biological process (GO): monoatomic ion transport; long-term synaptic potentiation; excitatory postsynaptic potential
Cellular component (GO): plasma membrane; NMDA selective glutamate receptor complex; postsynaptic density membrane
Molecular function (GO): NMDA glutamate receptor activity; transmitter-gated monoatomic ion channel activity involved in regulation of postsynaptic membrane potential
Source: RefSeq, a predicted model, not a curated record
CAUGGGGCCCGGUGAGCGCUGAGAGUCGUGGCCGCAGCCAUCAGCCCUGGAGAUGACCAGGAGCGGCCACUGCUGAGAACUAUGUGGAGAGAGGCUGCGAGCCCUGCUGCAGAGCCUCCGGCUGGGAUAGCCGCCCCCCGUGGGGGCUAUGCGGACAGCGCGGGACAGCCAGGGGAGCGCGCGGGGGCCGCAGCAUGCGGGAACCCGCUAAACCCGGUGGCUGCUGAGGCGGCCGAGAUGCUAGUGCGCGCAGCGCGCCCCACUGCAUCCUCGACCUUCUCUGGCUACAGGGACCGUAAGUGGCGACUAUGGGCAGACUGGGCUAUUGGACCUUGCUGGUGCUGCCGGCCCUUCUGGUCUGGCGCGGUCCGGCGCAGGGUGCGGCGGCGGAGAAGGGUCCCCCGGCGCUGAACAUCGCGGUGCUGCUGGGUCACAGCCACGACGUGACAGAGCGUGAACUGCGAAACCUGUGGGGUCCGGAGCAGGGGGCGGGGCUGCCCCUGGACGUGAACGUGGUAGCGCUGCUGAUGAACCGCACGGACCCCAAGAGCCUCAUCACGCACGUGUGCGACCUCAUGUCCGGGGCGCGCAUCCACGGCCUGGUGUUUGGAGAUGACACUGACCAGGAGGCCGUGGCCCAGAUGCUGGAUUUUAUCUCCUCACAGACUUUCAUCCCCAUCCUGGGCAUUCACGGGGGCGCAUCUAUGAUCAUGGCUGACAAGGAUCCGACGUCUACCUUCUUCCAGUUUGGAGCGUCCAUCCAGCAACAAGCCACGGUCAUGCUGAAGAUCAUGCAGGAUUACGACUGGCACGUCUUCUCCCUUGUGACCACCAUCUUCCCUGGCUACCGGGAAUUCAUCAGCUUCAUCAAGACCACAGUGGACAACAGCUUCGUGGGCUGGGAUAUGCAGAAUGUGAUUACCCUGGAUACCUCCUUCGAGGAUGCAAAGACACAAGUUCAGCUAAAGAAGAUCCACUCUUCUGUCAUCCUGCUCUAUUGUUCCAAAGAUGAGGCUGUCCUCAUUCUGAGCGAGGCCCGCUCCCUUGGCCUCACGGGGUAUGAUUUCUUCUGGAUUGUCCCCAGCUUGGUGUCUGGGAACACAGAGCUCAUCCCCAAAGAGUUUCCAUCAGGACUCAUUUCAGUGUCCUAUGAUGACUGGGACUACAGCCUGGAGGCGAGAGUGAGGGACGGUUUGGGCAUCCUCACCACCGCGGCAGCUUCCAUGCUGGAGAAGUUCUCCUUCAUCCCCGAGGCCAAGGCCAGCUGCUACGGGCAGACGGAGAAGCCAGAGGCCCCACCGCACACCCUUCACCAAUUUAUGGUCAAUGUGACAUGGAAUGGCAAAGAUCUGUCCUUCACCGAGGAAGGCUAUCAAGUCCACCCCCGGCUGGUGGUGAUCGUGCUGAACAAGGACCGAGAAUGGGAGAAGGUGGGCAAGUGGGAGAACCAGACGCUAAGCCUGAGGCACGCAGUGUGGCCCAGGUACAAGUCCUUCUCGGACUGCGAGCCGGACGACAACCACCUGAGCAUCGUCACCCUGGAGGAGGCCCCCUUCGUCAUCGUGGAGGACAUAGACCCACUGACCGAGACGUGUGUGCGGAGCACGGUGCCCUGUCGGAAGUUCGUCAAGAUCAACAAUUCAACCAAUGAAGGAAUGAAUGUGAAAAAAUGUUGCAAGGGAUUCUGCAUUGAUAUCCUCAAGAAGCUUUCCAGAACUGUGAAGUUUACCUAUGACCUUUACCUGGUGACUAAUGGGAAACAUGGCAAGAAAGUGAACAAUGUGUGGAAUGGAAUGAUCGGUGAAGUGGUCUAUCAACGGGCCGUCAUGGCAGUGGGCUCACUCACCAUCAACGAGGAGCGUUCUGAAGUGGUGGACUUCUCUGUGCCCUUCGUGGAGACAGGAAUCAGUGUCAUGGUCUCUAGAAGCAAUGGCACCGUCUCCCCUUCUGCCUUUCUAGAGCCGUUCAGCGCUUCCGUCUGGGUGAUGAUGUUCGUGAUGCUGCUCAUCGUGUCCGCCAUUGCUGUUUUCGUCUUUGAAUACUUCAGUCCCGUGGGUUACAACAGAAACUUAGCCAAAGGGAAAGCGCCCCACGGGCCUUCUUUCACGAUUGGGAAAGCGAUAUGGCUCCUGUGGGGCCUGGUGUUCAACAACUCCGUGCCCGUCCAGAACCCCAAAGGGACCACCAGCAAGAUCAUGGUGUCCGUGUGGGCCUUCUUUGCCGUCAUCUUCCUGGCCAGCUACACGGCCAACCUGGCCGCCUUCAUGAUCCAGGAGGAAUUUGUGGACCAAGUGACCGGCCUCAGUGACAAGAAGUUUCAGAGACCCCACGACUAUUCCCCACCUUUUCGAUUUGGCACCGUGCCUAAUGGAAGCACAGAGAGAAACAUUCGGAAUAACUACCCCUACAUGCAUCAGUACAUGACCAAAUUUAACCAGAAGGGAGUGGAGGACGCCUUGGUCAGCCUGAAAACCGGGAAACUGGACGCCUUCAUCUACGACGCGGCCGUCCUGAACUACAAGGCCGGGAGGGACGAGGGCUGCAAGCUGGUGACCAUUGGGAGCGGCUACAUCUUCGCCACCACUGGCUAUGGGAUCGCCCUCCAGAAGGGUUCCCCUUGGAAGAGGCAGAUUGACCUAGCCCUGCUCCAGUUUGUGGGUGAUGGGGAGAUGGAGGAGCUGGAGACGCUGUGGCUCACGGGCAUCUGCCACAACGAGAAGAAUGAGGUGAUGAGCAGCCAGCUGGACAUCGACAACAUGGCAGGCGUGUUCUACAUGCUGGCGGCCGCCAUGGCGCUCAGCCUCAUCACCUUCAUCUGGGAGCACCUGUUCUACUGGAAGCUGCGCUUCUGCUUCACCGGCGUGUGCUCUGACCGCCCGGGCCUGCUCUUCUCCAUCAGCAGGGGCAUUUACAGCUGCAUCCACGGAGUGCACAUCGAGGACAAGAAGAAGUCUCCCGACUUCAACCUGACUGGAUCGCAGAGCAACAUGCUAAAGCUCCUCCGGUCUGCCAAAAACAUGUCCCACAUGAACUCCUCGAGGAUGGAUUCCCCCAAGCGGGCUGCUGACUUCAUCCAAAGAGGCUCCCUCCUGGUAGACAUGGCUUCUGAUAAGGGCAACUUGAUAUAUGCAGACAACAGGUCCUUCCAAGGGAAAGACAGCAUUUUUGGAGACAACAUGAGUGAACUCCAAACGUUUGUGGCCAAUAGGCACAAGGACAACCUCAACAACUACGUGUUCCAGGGACAGCACCCUCUCACGCUCAACGAGUCCAACCCUAACACCGUGGAGGUGGCCGUGAGCACGGAAUCCAAAGGCAACUCCAGGCCCCGGCAGCUCUGGAAGAAAUCCAUGGAGUCGCUGCGCCAAGACUCACUGACCCAGAACCCCGUCUCCCAAAGGGACGAGGGCACCGUGGAGAAUAGGACCCACUCCCUCAAAAGUCCACGGUACCUUCCCGAGGAGGUGGCUCACUCUGACAUUUCAGAAGCGUCCAGCCGGGCCACGUGCCACAGGGACCCCGGCACCAACAAGAAUCACAAGACCAAGGACAACUUCCGCAGGUCCAUGGCCACCAAGCCCCCCAAGGACAGCAGUGAGGUCGAGCGCUCCUAUGUGAAAACCAAAGCCAGCUCCCCCAGGGACAAGAUCUACACCAUCGAUGGUGAGAAGGAGCCCAGUUUCCACCUGGACCCUCCCCAGUUUGUGGAAAACAUGGCCAUUCCAGAGAACAUGGACUUCCCCGAUGCCUACCAGGAUCCAGGCGAGAACUUCCGCAAGGGGGACUCCUCACUGCCCACCAGCAGGAACCCCCUGCACAAUGAAGACGCGCUCCCCAACAACGACCAGUACAAACUCUACACCAAGCACUUCACCUUGAAAGACAAGAGCUCCCCGCACAGCGAGGGCAGCGACCGCUACCGGCAGAGCUCCACGCACUGCAGGAGCUGCCUGUCCAACCUCCCCACCUACGCAGGCCACUUCACCAUGCGGUCCCCCUUCAAGUGCGACGCCUGCCUGCGGAUGGGGAACCUCUACGACAUCGAUGAAGACCAGAUGCUGCAGGAGACGGGGAACCCCACCUCCCAGGAGGAGGUCUACCAGCAGGACUGGGCCCAGAAUAAUGCCCUCCAGCUCCAGAAGAACAAGCUGCGGAUCAGCCGCCAGCACUCUUACGACAACAUUCUCGACAAACCCAGGGAGACAGACCUCAGCAGGCCCUCCCGGAGCAUCAGCCUCAAGGACAGGGAACGGCUGCUGGAGGGAAAUUUGUACGGGAGUCUCUUUAGUGUCCCCUCAAGCAAACUCUUGGGGAACAAAAGCUCCCUGUUCCCCCAGGGCCUGGAGGACAGCAAGCGGAGCAAGUCCCUCUUGCCAGACCACACGUCCGACAACCCUUUCCUCCACACCUAUGGGGACGACCAUCGCCUGGUCAUCGGGAGGUGCCCCUCGGACCCUUACAAACACUCGUUGCCGUCCCAGGCUGUGAGCGACAGCUACCUGCGGUCGUCCUUGAGGUCCACGGCAUCGUACUGUUCCAGGGACAGUAGAGGCCACAACGACGUGUACAUUUCAGAGCAUGGUAUGCCUUAUGCUGCAAAUAAGAAUAAUAUGUACUCAACCCCCAGGGUUUUAAAUUCCUGCAGCAAUAGACGUGUGUACAAGAAAAUGCCUAGUAUUGAAUCUGAUGUUUAAAACCUUCCACUCAUGUUUGACCUAUAGGGAAACAUACGUCACAGCCACCGUUCCGGAGGGUAAAUGUUGGGUGUCCAGUAGUACCCUGCGAGGAGGAGGAGAACACAGGAAGGUAUUUUUUUUGUUGGUUCUUUUGCACAUGGCUCCAUGCCAUAGUCUUCCACUCAAGGAAUCUUGUGAGGUGUGUGCUGAGCACAGCAGAUACCAGGUAGGUGAAUCCUUAACCAAAAAAAUUUAAAGCAAAACCACCCAUGAGUGAGAGGGCAGGUCUCCUGGACAGGCCCACUGGGUAUGUUGGCAGUAACGAUGCCUCGGAUGCCAAUGGCGAUGGUAUGCUUUCCUAUAUUCCACAUUCCAUUGAGACCAACCCAUCAUGUAACUUCCUCAUCAGAAACGCCUAACGGUUUCUCUACUACAGAAUAAGCAAUAUGGUAUGCAUGUACUCUGACACAGACACGGUAAAGCAGUUAAGAAUGCAUCUGCGCCAUAGUGAGAUUGACAUGUGCAAGAGAAUAGGAGGUUGCGGCUUUGUUGUUAUGCCUUCCAUCACAACCCCGCCCCCCCUGCCCCGCACCCCAGGCUCCCCCCCCAAAGAAUAGCAAAUCGGUGUGUACGCGGUACCUGCGCUACCUUCAUCCUGGUCCAUUCCCAAGACGUAUCUGGAGCAAAAGGCCCAAAGGCCUUCACUCGGAGAGCGGCGAGACUCUCUCCCGACGUCCAUGUGCGUGUUUCACGGACGCUCCCACCCUCGGCCUCGGGGGUCAUGUUCAGAGCUGCGUAAGCGAACACGUGUGUCCUCGGUACCUCAGUGUGGACCUUCUGUCUGUGACACAGCGGCCGUUGUCCUUUAUCCCGAAGACCCCCGUGUACGUAAGUUUGCAUCUCCCCCUUCUGGUGAUGACUCAGGGUUGUAUAGUAUCUGUUACCCCUCCCGUCCCAGAGUAACCAUUAUGUGUGCGGACGUAAACAGCCGUGGCGGCGUCUCGUUACUGUGUGUUGCCGUCCCGAGCGGCUGACGUGGUUUCACGUGCCGGCAGCCCUGUGUGUCCCGUGACCUGUGACAAGUACAAAGCCAUCUGUCUGCUGAAGGCUAGCGUGGGCUUAGGCUUAUCUUCCUUCAUGUCACGAACUGCAGUGGGACGCUUGUCUCCACCCCAGCCCUCUUAAAUCAAAGCCUUCAAAACACAAGAGACACUCAGGCUUCUAUCCUGAGCAUCCUCCAAACUCUGGAUAAACUUUAGUACGACAAGUGGUUUCUCUCUUCUGAAAUAUUCGUUCUAUUAGAGCCAAACGGUUUCACAAGCACCAACAGAAACGCGUGGGAAAUUUCUCAAAGCAUUUGUCAUUUCUGAGUCUCUUGCACUCACCCCUUCUUAUUCAAAUCCAACGCGUGAAUAAUAAGAUAUGAAAUGAUGCUAAAUUUUUAGAAAUCGGGGAGUGGGGGCAAGCUGCCCGGCAAGCUCUCAGCACCCUGCUUAUGCAAAGCAUUCCCCCCCCCCAACAAAGGCAUUUGUUGUGGUGUUUUGUCAACACAAAACUUUCUAAUUUACAAAUUGAAUGUUAUAAAA